AUGAGCUUGCUGUGCAAGGAGCUUUGCUUCUUCUUCUUCCAGGCCCAUGCCCGACUCUCAAAACCCAAAUCCACUUGGACCAAGCUCUCCAAACCUAGCAAGAAGCCCAAAUCCAGGCCUUCCUUCCACUUCAAGCUCGGGUCCAGUUUUUCAUCAUCAUCAUCUCCCAUCGACUCUUUCCGGCGGUACAGCCGCGACUCAGUCAACCACAAGAACCAGUUCAACAGCUACGCAGGUGGAUCCAAAGGCGGCGCCGGUAACUUCAAGAAGUACGCCGACUCGGUGAACGUUCCCCACCUCGGAUUCAACUCGUACUCGGACGAUUCAAACGGGCGGUUCCACAGGUUCACGGGCUACAGUGAGAAAGCCAACGCUGGCCGCCAUAUCUUCUCAUCCGAUGUGGUCUUCGACCCCUGGCAACCUCUCCUUACCUCUGCUCAGAAGCUGCCUUUCACCACCACCGUUCCGCCGCUCUGCUACCUCCGUGCUCUUCAGUGCCGACGCAACCCAAUUCCAGCAACCGCUGGACCUGUGUCCUUCCUCACCAACCUCGCAUUCACCGCCUUCCACGCCGUCGACGAGGCAAAGAAGCGGAUGCGAAGCGUGGGGUACGAGCAAGUUUUGAGAGGGAGGAUUGGAAAUUGGAAGCUGGUUGCUAAAGGCGGGUUCUCGGAAGUAGGUGUCCAAACUUAUGGUAGUGGCUUGUGGCAUACAUGGUUCGAUCGUGACUUGACGAUUGCUGGAAGGGUGAUAGUGACGGAAGAAAAGGAUGACUCUGUUUCGUGUUCACAUAAACUUGUUAGAAUUGAGGUGCCCGUAAUGCGGAUCCCUACUCUGGCAAUUCACUUAGACAGGGAUGUUAAAGAUGCAUUCAAGGUGAAUGCACGAACGCAUCUUCUUCCCGUCUUGGCAAUGGCAGUCAAGGCCGAGCUCAAUAAAGUGGUUGCUGAAGAUUGUGAGGCUAAUAGUGAUGCUAAUGAUGGAAAGAAAUCCAAUGAGAAAACAACUUCAAUUGCAUCGAAGCAUCACUCACUUGUAGAUCAGCUUAGAUGUGAACCGGAACAUAUAUCUGAUUUUGAAUUGCAAGCAUGUGAUACUCAACCAAGCAUAAUAGCUGGUGCCGCAAAAGAAUUUAUUUUCUCAGGAAGUUUUGAUAAUCUUUGCAUGUCAUUUUGUUCUCUUAAGGCAUUGAUAGAUGCAACAUUUUCUGAUAGCAACCUUGAAGAUGAGUCUGGUGUUAGAAUGGUGGCUUGGUUUGAUCAUGAGGAGGUCGGAUCUAAUUUUGCCCAGGGCGCUGGGUCUCCAGCCAUGUUGAAUACUCUUUCACGAAUUACAAGUUCAUUCACCACAGAUUCUAAGCUGCUCGAGAAAGCUAUUCAGAAGAGCUUUCUUGUAUCUGCUGACAUGGCACAUGCCUUGCAUCCUAAUUAUAUGGACAAACAAGAAGAGAAUCACCAACCCAAGUUGCAAGGGGGCCUUGCGAUCAAACACAAUGCAAAUCAACACUACGGCAACCACCAUGAACAGCAACGGCUUGGCGAGUCCCUUCAUGGAGGUGGAUUUCGAGGGUCUUGUGGCAACGCUUGGUGGUCUGGUAGGAAACACCCAGGUUGCAAAUAUGAUCCCUUCAUUUGCGACGGGCAGGCAGUACAGCGGCUGUGCAAUGGCGGCGGUGCAAGGUAG
This is a messenger RNA of Malus domestica (apple), 1683 nucleotides long. The record is from RefSeq and is a predicted model, not a curated record. NCBI's taxonomy places the organism in Eukaryota, Viridiplantae, Streptophyta, Magnoliopsida, Rosales, Rosaceae.